Chiloscyllium plagiosum (whitespotted bambooshark) is the source of this 1547-nucleotide messenger RNA. The record is from RefSeq and is a predicted model, not a curated record. NCBI's taxonomy places the organism in Eukaryota, Metazoa, Chordata, Chondrichthyes, Orectolobiformes, Hemiscylliidae.
UUUUUUGUUUCUGGACGUUUCUGCAGCUUUAUUGUCGACGUCGCGGUGAGCUCAGAGUGAAGGGCAGGCCGGCAGAAACAGCACAGAGAUACACACACACACACACACACAUACUCACACACAGAGGGAGAGAGACUGACAGCUUACUGAAACAGCCAGCCAGAACAUAACUGUAUUGGGGGAAAUGGUGGACUACUACAAUAUCCUGGGAGUCUCUCACAAUUCCUCUCAAGAAGAUAUCAAAAAAGCUUACCGAAAAUUGGCACUGCGAUGGCACCCGGACAAGAAUCCAGAUAAUAAGGAAUAUGCAGAACAGAAAUUUAAGGAAAUUGCAGAGGCAUAUGAAGUACUAUCAGACAAAAGCAAACGAGAAGUUUAUGACAGGUAUGGAAAGGAUGGAUUAGUUGGAUCCGGUGGCAGAGGUCCCACGAUGAAUACAGAGUUCCCAGGCUUUAUGUUUUCAUUCCGAAGCCCUGAUGAAGUAUUCAGGGAAUUCUUCGGUGGGCGAGAUCCUUUUGCAGAGCUGUUUGAAGACUUUGGUCCAUUUUCCGAAGUGGGAGGGAUCGACCACAGUAGAAGGCUACCUGGAUCGUUCUUUUCAUUCUCUAUUCCCACGGGAUCAGACUUUACAUCAUUUUCUGCAAAUGUCGAUGGAACUGAACUGGGGAGUUUCCGAUCAGUGUCAACUUCAACGAAGCUCGUUAAUGGAAAACGUGUCACCACCAGGAAGAUUGUGGAGAAUGGUGAAGAGAGGGUGGAAAUUGAGGAAGACGGGCAACUGAAGUCAGUGCGAGUAAACGGUGAGGAAGACCAGGUAGCCCUCGCCAUUGAGCUGAGUCGGAGGGAGCAGCGGGGCCAACAGCAGCACACCUUGCGAGUGGCUCACGGUCAGAUACCCGGUACCUCGCGGCCAUACUACCUCGACGACGACGAGGACUCUGAGGAGGACGAGGACUUGCAGCUGGCCAUGGCCUACAGCCUGUCGGAGAUGGAGGCCCGAGGGCGUGGAUCAGAUAAUCUAAAACUACUUGGAUGAAGUCUCACUGAUCUACGUUGGUCCCUGGUUGAGCAAUGCCAAAUCUGUCCAUGGCCUUGCUCCUCCCUAUUUCUAUUGCCUCUUCCAACACUGCAACUUACUGAGAUCUUUGCAUGCCUCUGACUCCAGAUCCUUGCACAUUCCAAGCUCAAUCACUCCAUCAUUGGUGGCUGUGUCUGCAGUGACCUGGCUCCCUUGGUUCUGGAAUUUGCUCCCAACAUUCUGUGUCUCUCCCCACUUCUUUAGGACAGUCCUUCAAAACUCAGGUCUUUGUUCAAGCUCGUGGUCAGCUAACAUCAUAGCCCUUCCAUGGCUCAGUGUCAAAUGUUGGCUUUUUAACAUUCCUCUCUAGCAUCUUGGUCAUUUAAUUACGUUAAAGGCGCAACCUUAAUAAAAAUUGUUGUUGGUGAAUUGACAGGUGAGUUGAGUUAAGGCGAACAUAGGAACAGAAGUAGGCCAUUCAGCCCUUUGAGCCUAUUCUGCUGUUCAAUGAGAUCAUGCCAGAUCUGUG